AUGGGGAAGACAGAAGCUGGAGAUGAACCAGUGUCAUUUACAGAUACGAAUGCCGACACCGCCGCAGGAGGUAGUAAGGCUACAGGUUCAGCCAUGAUGGAUUUGAUAAGCGGCCUGCAAAAAGAAAAAGGCUCAACCACUGGAGGCUCAUCCACUGAUCGUAUGACGAAUAGUACACAAAACUACCUGUUGCGUAUUGAAGGCACACUUUGUUGUGCAUCAAUAAUAAUCGCCAUAAUCUGGCUGGUUUCGCUGUUCGUUGUGUUUCUGAUUUGCGGAAUUUGGAGCGGUUUCGAUUUCAGCGCAACCAGUGACUCGGUGAAAGAUAAGAAA
Ostertagia ostertagi is the source of this 333-nucleotide messenger RNA. Lineage: Eukaryota; Metazoa; Nematoda; Chromadorea; Rhabditida; Trichostrongylidae. The record is from the annotation of a GenBank genome assembly.